UAAAUCUCUCUAUCUACCAAAUCAACAAGACUAUUUUGAUUAUUUAAAUCUUUUAUCCUUAUCAACAUUUGAUUCUUCAAAUGGAGAUGAAUUAGGUUCUUUCCAAGAUUCUUUGUCCAGUAAAUUAACAAAUAUGCCAGAAAUAAGUAAUGUUAGCAAAAAUAAUGUUAAUAAGCCUGAACAAGAAGCAAAUAGCAAACUGAAAACAAGCAUUAAUGAUAUUUAUAAUUAUUGCAAAAUUUAUAAGUAG
This is a messenger RNA of Cetraspora pellucida, 250 nucleotides long. The record is from the annotation of a GenBank genome assembly. Lineage: Eukaryota; Fungi; Glomeromycota; Glomeromycetes; Diversisporales; Gigasporaceae.